CUCCGCUGUUACAAAACACAGCUGCUGAAGUAAGAGAAGUUCAAAAAAGCGACAUGACAUGAUGAAAUCAGUCUAGAGGGUUUAUUUAACGCACUAACUGAAAAGGAAAGACGCAGAAUGAGAUCUCUGUGACUUUUUUAUGCUGCCUGAUAUUUUUUUGUCAAGAAGAAGAAGAAAACAAUAUAGUCUAUAUAUAUAUAUUUUUUUUUAAAGGGCGUUAUUAGUUUAUUUAUUCUACAUAUUUUUUAAAAAAAAAAUUGCGCAGAAUUUAAAUUUGUAUGUAUUUAUUUAUUUAUUUACUUACUUACUUACUUACAACCUAGUAGUUGUUCUACAUCUUUUGGAAAUUGUAUAUAUUUUUUAUAUUUAUAAAUAAAACUAAAAUUUUAGUCAUUAAAAAAGUGAUUCAUUAAUUGGAAAAAAAUAUUAAUAGUAAUAAAAAACAACAACAACAACAAUAAUAAUAAUAAUAAAAAUAAAAAUAAUAAUAGUAAUAAUAAUAAUAAUAUAAUGGGGGUUAUCGGAGAGCCGGUAGAAAUCUCAGGCGAGGAGCUCGUGCAGAUGCUCGUGACCCCGGAGAGAAGCGGCGCGCUGCUGCUGCUGGACUGCAGGCCGUUUCUCGCCUUCUCGCGCGUGCACAUCUGCCGCGCGCACAACGCCGCGUGGAACUCGCUGCUGCGGCGCAGGUGCAGCAGGGGCACGGAGUCCGGCGCGCGCCUCGACUGCCUGCUGGCCGACAGGUCUCUGCUGGGGCGCGUGCGGAACGGGGACUUCCGCCACAUCGUGGUGCUGGACGAGAAGAGCCGCGCGGUCGCCGACUUGGAGCGCGAGAGCCUGGCGGGCCUGCUGCUGCGCGCGCUCCAGAGAGAGGUGCACGCGGCCACGGCGCGGAUCUGCUUCCUGCAAGGUGGAUUUGAUGGCUUUGUAGCGCUCUACCCUGAGCUGUGUAUCAGUGCACCAGGUGUGUGUGGGAAUCAGACGACGCUGAGCGACUCAGAGCCGCGAGUUUCCGGCAGAACGACACCUCUUUAUGACCAGGGCGGUCCUGUAGAGAUCUUGCCCUUUCUGUUCCUGGGCAGCGCACAUCACUCGUCUCAGAGGGAGCUUCUGCAGCGCUGCGGCAUCACAGCCGUCCUCAACGUCUCCUCGUCCUGUCCGAACCUGUUCGAGCACGAGCUGAGCUACAUGACCCUGAGGGUGGAGGACAGCAUGGCAGCGGACAUCCGGGUGCUCUUCCCACAGGCCAUCCACUUCAUCGAUUCAGUGAAGGAAAGCGGUGGUCGAGUUCUGGUCCACUGCCAGGCCGGCAUCUCUCGCUCCGCCACCAUCUGCUUGGCGUAUCUGAUCCACGCCCGCCGCGUGCGCCUGAACGAGGCCUUCGAGUUCGUGAAGCGUCGACGACAAGUGAUUUCCCCAAACCUGGCUUUCAUGGGCCAGCUGCUGCAGUUCGAGACAGACGUUCUCUGUCCUUACACGGUUCUGGACUCUGAGAACGGCGCCACUGCGUUUCAGUACCUCUGCUCAGACAAAACAGACCUUUCAUGAACUUUAUUGUGCUCCAAAGAGACUGUACAAGGGCUGGGACUCUCUUCCUACUGUGACAUGUGGCUUUGAUGAUUUUUUGGUCUUCAGUCCGUCAUACACAUUCAUUCACGUAUGGGAUUCUCUUGAAUCCACACUAUGAGCCAAAAUGACGUGUAUUUAUUUAGUCUACAUGCUAAAGUGCACUAAGCGACUACCUGCACUAGACUCUGCACUAUUUUAUUCUGUGUAUUUAUUAUAUAUAGGCAGGAAAACCCAUCUGAGAACAUUGGGUCAUUUUCAUUUUCACAGAAGCCCAAUGACCAUUAAACUAAUCAGCACAUAAUACUAAUGCAUAUGAAGAUGAAGAAAACUCUGAGAUAUGUUGGUUAAAUAUUAGUUUUGCAGAAACCGAAGUGAGCGCUAUCAGUGAGCAAAUGGGUGAGCAAUAUGGUAAAAAUAUUAUAUCACUACGAUACAUAUAUAAUGUAUGACGAUAUUUAGUUUUGCUAACAAACCAGUAUAGAUGUAUGAGGAAUAAGCAUUAUCCAUAAAAAUGUACCCGGAGCUACUUGGUCAGUAUUUAAGAGGUGUUCACGAUGUUUAUGAUCACAAAAUUCUUACGAAAGUGUUUCAUGUGUUUCUCAUAAUUUGCCAUAUUGCUCACCCCUCUACCCAACAUCAUCCGUAGAAGAUAAUAUCUAGCACACGAUUCUGCAACAGAACUGAUACUCUUAUAGUUUUUUGCCUUUCGUGCCAGUGAUGGUGAUUUAACGGAGCAGUCCCAAAUCAACAAACGGCGUCUUUAUGUGGUUCUGGUUUUGGAGCUAAAUCCUUUGAGUUUGUGAACCAAUAGAAAAUAGAAAUAAUUAGCUAGCUAGCUGAUGCUAACUGUUCACUGAGCCAGUACAUUUCUUUCAAGAUCCCCUCAUAGUGGUCUGAUUUUCAUUCCUCACCCUGAUGAAGAGCAUAGUGACUACAGAUGAAGUACAGAAUCAGUUGUGUUUGUUGCAGGAGGAUAAAUAGACGAGGCAAUAAGGAAAAGUGCUCCUAUAUGCUCCUAUAGAUCAUCCAACACUGACUUAUAUUGCAUCAGUCACUGAGAUUGGACCAACUCAGGGAGUGACCUAAAAAACUGUGAUCCCAGAUUUCUAACUAGAGUGUAGAGUAACAUUAUUAAUGUACGUCCUGCAAUACAGUACUGCCAUAUUUUGAAAUGUUCCACAUUUUUUUCUAGUUCAUGUUACUGAUUCAGAAGUGGUCAUGAAGAAACUAAGAAGUGUUUUUUUUUUGUCCCAUGCUGUAAAUAUUGUCGAUCCCUUAAACACUGCACUUUAUUUGUAAAUAAUUUAUUUGUUUUGAUUUGUUAAUAUUGGUGACUAUGUAGUGUACAAGCUGCCAUAUCCAGUUGUCCAUUAAAAGACUUUGUUAAAAUGCAAAUAUAAGGUGUCUUUUAU
Molecule: messenger RNA, 2978 nt
Organism: Pangasianodon hypophthalmus (striped catfish)
Lineage: Eukaryota; Metazoa; Chordata; Actinopteri; Siluriformes; Pangasiidae
Gene: dusp2
Product: dual specificity phosphatase 2
Exons: 4
Coding region: 511-1545 (344 amino acids)
Biological process (GO): protein dephosphorylation; negative regulation of MAPK cascade; endoderm formation
Cellular component (GO): cytoplasm; nucleus
Molecular function (GO): MAP kinase tyrosine/serine/threonine phosphatase activity; protein tyrosine/threonine phosphatase activity
Source: RefSeq, a predicted model, not a curated record